Molecule: messenger RNA, 1209 nt
Organism: Pichia membranifaciens NRRL Y-2026
Lineage: Eukaryota; Fungi; Ascomycota; Pichiomycetes; Pichiales; Pichiaceae
Exons: 1
Biological process (GO): SCF-dependent proteasomal ubiquitin-dependent protein catabolic process
Cellular component (GO): SCF ubiquitin ligase complex
Source: RefSeq, a predicted model, not a curated record
AUUUUCGAAAUACCGGAAAUUCUAGAAAUCAUUUUACGCCAUGUAGCACAUGAUUACACGGACAAGAUUCCAGUUGAGCCAAAACUAAGUCGCCGUCCUCCCUUAUCCUACAAUCACUCAUUAAUGAUAUAUGGUGAAGAACGUGGGAAAAGAGUCUGGAAUAGGACUGUCUCGAGCACCACAAUGAGCUCAUUUUCAAGUACCAAUGGAAGACCAAAUUCAGAAUUUUCAUCCACAGAGAUGAAGAAGAAUCCAAACUUAUACAAUUGCCUAUUCGUUAAUAAGAAAUGGUACUUUACUAUGCUUUCCAUCUUGAACGAGAAUCUUUUCUUUAAGUCCGAUUCUCAAUUUGAAAAUUUCACUUCAUCAAUUUGCACAUCCGAUAUCAAUACCCCAGAACCAUUUUCCUUGGUAUUGCAUAAGAUCAAAUCACCGCAAUCUGUGAUGGAUGUGUUUGCAUCACAAGUAUCAUCUCGUCGCCUUAAUUGGUUGGAGUUUUAUAUUUGUCCAGCAAUCCUACCCCCAAUCAGUUUCAUAUCACAUUCUUUAAAGAAGCUGGCACUUCCUGGAUGUAGAUCAUUAACUGACGAUCACUUGAAACUUCUUGUUUCUAGAGCCCCAGAGUUGAUGCAUCUUGAUAUCCGUGCAUGUGAUCAAAUUACUGAUGCAUCAAUAUAUUUUAUUGCACUCAAUUGUCCUAGAUUGGAAAUGUUAAAUUGUGGUAGGCACACUCGUGGUGAGUUGAUUUCCGAUGUCUCAAUCGGUAUGAUUGCAAAGCAUUGCCAAAUUCGUACCAUUGGAUUGGCUGGUUGCGGAAUCUCAGACUGGGCUGUUUGGGAAUUAGCCCUACAUUGCGGUUCACGGCUAGAACGACUAAGCCUUAACUAUUGUUGGAAAUUAUCCGAUGUAGGUAUUUGUCGAGUUUUAAAGGCAGGACUGAUGGAGUCGCUCUCUGUAUUGGAGAUCCGUGGCGUUUCGCUGAAUGAUGUCCGGGAUAUAGUUCAAUGGAAAAGGCGUAGAUUGAGCUACAAACAUAAAGUUUUGAUUGAAGCAUGCGAAAACUUGGAUAGACUGAUGAAGGAUGUUCAAACACAGUUAGAUUUAGAGGUGAGUAACAGAAUCUUUAAUGAUAUUAACGUUUGGUUACAAGCCUCUGAUGAUGAAAACGAUGGAGGGGAUGUGGAUUAUAGACGGUUUCUGAGCGAAAGA